UGUGUCAGUUCAGUAUUUUUGAGAUGUGUUUUUUAUCUAAUAACUAUCAUGAUUUUUAUUACGGGUAGGCUAGCUUAAGAAUCUAUUCGGAGUGAAUUUUGACAACUCCGUAGUAAUGCACCUGUUGUAUGCAAAUAUUAAGACUAUGAGGGAAUUUAAGACACCUUUAAGACUCUUCAAUGGCUAGGAUUUAAGGACAGUGUAAACAAUAAGGGAGCGAACAAGCCAUGUUUGGCGGAAGCGGCAGAAGUAAAUCACGUACAAAGAUGGAGAAACUGUUUCGUCAAGACCAUAGCGAUGUGUACUUCAACAAUGAACGCUUAAACGAAGACUUAAAUGGCAAAAUCGAUGAGAUGAAGAAAGACAUGUACCGACAGGAGAUGCGGCGCCUCACAGAAAUUAAGCUGUUGCAACAGGAAAUCAAAGAGGGACAGGAGCGUGCACUGCUGACAACGAAGGUGGAGACCGGAGAUAAUGUGCCGCUCCGGCCACACACCGCAGCGGGGAUAUCCGGAAGCUUACGGACAAAAUCAUCGCGACCAACGAACCGGAAGCGAGCACAGUCAGCCUGGGCGAGAACUGGGUCGGGGGAGAAGAAGGAGCGAGCAGAAGACGAAAAACCGGAAGAAGUGAGAAGUCCGUCACCCGCAUCUACGGUCUCCACUCUCAGAAACACCCGGACGUUAAAACGGUACCAGAACAUUGGCGCCCAGCGUUUCAAAGAAAACGGUCGUUUUCCUGAAGAGUGGUACAUAAAAUGCAUCCCUGCCUCGGAUGCCUCCGUUCACAAUGCGCGUAUGCAGUUUAACAAAAAGAAGGCACCUUCACCGUUUAAUUUCCUAGCUAAGAUCCGUGAGCACGAAAUGACGGAGAAAAAGUUAAAGGAAUACACUGCAAAUGUGAAAAUUGCCAAAAAUGGCGCCGAAAACAAUGAAGACGAAAUCGAUGGUAAUCAGAUGAUCUUGAUGUGCGAGGAGCCGGUUAAACCGGUUCAAACAGGAUUGUCUCGGAGACAGUUGAGAAAAAUUGCAAAUGAUACUAAAAUAGAACGUGGACCAAGUAGAAAUACGGAGAAACGUUUGGCUUUGGUAGCAAUAAAUGAACAGGAAAAUAAGAAAAUAUUUGACAAAGUCCGAGUGUUUUGUAAGAAAAUUGAGGAUCUCAAAGCAAGAGAAAUUAGAAAAUUACGUGAACGAGAAGAGGCGAGAAAGCGCGAGGAAGAAGAGAGGGCCUACCAUGAAGUAAUUGACGAAGCUUUGAAAGAAGAAGAAAAUACACAAUGUAAAUCAGACGAAUAUAGAUAGUGAUUAAGUGUAUGUGACAAGUCUAAAGAGGAAACCUAUCUGUGAAAUGUUUUUUUUAACCGGUACAUAUUCUUUUUGCAUUUGCUUUUUUUCUGGUUACCACGAAACGUUCUUACACAGAUUAACGAGGCUUCUCUUUAAGCGAUCGUUGUUAUGUUGAAGAAGUACACUUCCAAUGCUUUAAACCCCAACUGCACAUUAACCUAUUCGGGAUUGCUCGCACGUUUUGGGGAUAAAAGGAUAAAAUGUGCAAACAUUCAGGGCGGCCGCAUGGAUGGCGUCGUUAGCACACGCGCACCAUUGCGUUCUUUCCAUACCAUAGGGCACAUCGGGAGAAGUGUUAGCGCGGAUGUUACUGACCGUUUAUUCGUUGAUACAUCGUUAACAGCAUCACACGGGCUGCCAAAGCAUUUGAACGGCUGUAGUACGUUUAUUGGACAAACUCUCCGGACCUUAAAACGUUAUGGCACCUGUAUGAUUUCCAAGAUCUUACGAUAUCCGGGCGAGUUUCUCACAACCCCCGUACAACAUGUAAAACGGAAAAAAAACGGAAGGGGCGUCGCGGGUCGCCGUGCAUCGCCCGUGUAAUUAUUCUGCUGUACCCUUACGGCUUAUAUUGUACACUAGACUAAAUAGUCCGAUACAGGAUUUCUAUAUAUUACAUACCCAAUGCUACUUAGUUUUGAAAAGAGGACUAUCUAUAUGAAAGAGCGGACACUUCUGUUGUCAAACUGUAGCGUUCGUUAAUUUUGGAUUCAUCUAAUAUUAGAGUUUAAUAAAUCAUAAUCAUACAUCUAACCUGCAAAACUGUUGUUAAAUUAUUGAUAUAUAUCCUAUAAACUUACCACUUUUAAAGAC
This is a messenger RNA of Mya arenaria, 2162 nucleotides long. RefSeq lists its product as uncharacterized. The transcript has 3 exons. NCBI's taxonomy places the organism in Eukaryota, Metazoa, Mollusca, Bivalvia, Myida, Myidae. Bases 228 to 1304 code for a protein of 358 amino acids. The record is from RefSeq and is a predicted model, not a curated record.